Messenger RNA from Triticum turgidum subsp. durum (durum wheat), 423 nucleotides. Lineage: Eukaryota; Viridiplantae; Streptophyta; Magnoliopsida; Poales; Poaceae. The record is from the annotation of a GenBank genome assembly.
AUGGCGGCGCAGGGGAUCGCGGACGCCGUGCAGGCUUACACCGGCCUCUCGCCCGCGGCCGCCUUCACCGUGGGCGAGAUCACGCUGGAGCAGCUCAGGGCCUAUGACGGCAAGGAUACCGCCAAGUCCAUCCUCAUCGCCAUCCGCGGUCAGGUCUACGACGUCUCGCGCGGGAGGCUGUUUUAUGGACCUCAAGGACCAUACUCCUUGUUUGCUGGGAGGGAUGCAUCUCGGGCCCUGGCAUUGAUGUCAUUUGACCUUAAUGACCUGACUGGAGACUUGGAAGGCCUGAGUCCAGACGAACUGGAGGUUUUACAAGACUGGGAAGAGAAGUUUAAAGAGAGGUACCCUGUGGUGGGUCAUCUUCCUUGUGAGAAGGCAACAGCUGGUGCUCAGCCUGAUCACGAGGAAGAGAAGGCCUAA